Cicer arietinum (chickpea) is the source of this 5695-nucleotide messenger RNA. Its product is annotated as KH domain-containing protein At4g18375. Gene Ontology annotation, molecular function: RNA binding. NCBI's taxonomy places the organism in Eukaryota, Viridiplantae, Streptophyta, Magnoliopsida, Fabales, Fabaceae. The record is from RefSeq and is a predicted model, not a curated record.
UAUAACAUAAAUAAGAUAAAUUUUAUCUAUAAGUGUAAUAUUUGAAUGUUGAAGCCUCAAAGUUGAAGCUAAAGAAGCUGGAAAACAUAGUAAGCUGACACGUUUGAUCAUCAUCAAACGACAUAAUUGAUUCUAACUGGAUUGUGUUCAACGUGAUUCCUUUUCUAUUUCUCACGUUAGGGUUUUAACUUCUUCUUCUUCUUCUUCUAUCCAAUUAUCAUCAAUCAGUGAUUUCUAGAAUGGGUGAGACCGGUAAAAGAUAUCGUCCACGGAGAGACCGUGAUGGAGACAGCAAAAAUCAAAAGAGGCGUGUGAAUGACAGAGAUGAAAGGGACAAGGGCGAACUGAUUGUGUAUAGGAUACUCUGUCCGGAUGGAGUUAUUGGGAGUGUUAUUGGUAAGAAUGGAAAAGUUAUAAAUUCGAUAAGGCAAGAGACUAGGGCAAAAGUCAAGGUUGUGGAUCCAUUUCCGGGUGCCAAGCAUCGAGUUAUUACUAUUUAUUGUUAUGUUAAGGAUAAGGAAGAAAUUGAGGUCGACGAUGAACUUGACAAUGAAAAGCCUUUAUGUGCUGCCCAAGAUGCUCUUCUCAAGGUUCACUCUGCCAUUUCAAAUUCCAUAGAAACUAUUGGAGAUUCUGAGAAGAAACGGAAGAAUAAGGAUGAAUGUCAAAUCCUUGUUCCAUCAAGUCAGUCUGCCAUUAUGAUUGGCAAGUCUGGGGCUACCAUUAAAAGACUUAGAGGUAAGACAAAGACAAAUAUCAAAGUCAUUGCAAAGGAUGCGGCUGAUCCUGAGCACUCAUGUGCUAUGGAAUUUGACAAUUUUGUGGUGAUUACAGGUGAAUCGGAAGCUGUAAAAAGAGCAUUAUUAGCAGUUUCAUCUAUUAUGUACAAAUUCUCACCUAAGGAGGACAUCCCUCUUGACACAACUAUACCAGAAAUCCCUCCUAGCAUUAUCAUUCCUUCUGAAAUUCCUAUUUUCCCACCUGGUGGACUAUAUCAGCCUUCAGAUCCUAUUAUCCAACCCAGAUCUGUUCCUCAAAUUAUAGGUGCUACAACUGUCCAAGAUCUGCAUGGUUAUGCAGAUACAGGAAAUGCAUGGUCUCUGUACUCAUCUGCCCUUCCAGUAGUUUCCAGUCUUGGUACUUCCCAAUCUGAAGAAUUAGUUGUAAGAAUGCUGUGCUCCUCUGAUAAAAUUGGACAUGUCAUUGGGAAGGGAGGGGGUACUAUUAAACGUAUGAGGCAGACUAGUGGUGCCCGUAUUGAGGUCGAUGAUUCCAAGGCUCGUCGUGAGGAAUGCUUAAUCACUAUAACUGCAACCGAGUCUUCAAGUGAUCUGAAAUCCAUAGCUGUUGAAGCUGUUCUACUGCUGCAAGAGAAGAUAAAUGAUGAAGAUGAUACUCCGGUUUCAAUCCGGCUCCUAGUUCCGUCUAAAGUGAUAGGGUGUAUUAUAGGGAGAAGUGGUUCAAUCAUAAAUGAAAUUCGGAAGAGAACUAAGGCUGAUAUUCAAAUCUCAAGAAGUAAUAAGCCUAAAUAUGCAGAGGACAAUGAUGAACUCGUUGAGGUGGUUGGUGAAGUUGAUUGUGUGAGAGAUGCACUAAUCCAGAUAGUCUUGAGACUAAGGGAGGAUGUAUUGAAAAAAAGGGACACUGACCAUAAUCCCCCCAUAGGUGCUGAAUCCUUCUACUCGGGCAGUUCUGUUCUUUCAGCACCAUCUAUGGCGCCUUCAGUUCCCACUGCUGCACUAGCUUAUGAUCAGAGGACUGGAAGUGGAACUGGACUGGGCAUGCAUUCUUCUAGCAGCCUUUAUGGAUAUGAUUCCUACUCGAUGGGGGACGAUGGCUAUGGAUCUAUGUCUUCAUAUGCUUCCAAGCUGUAUGAAGGACAUAGUAUGCCUCCCCUGUCAACAUUGGAGAUGUUGGUUCCUGCUAAUGCUGUUGGCAAAGUGAUGGGUAAAGGCGGGGCAAAUCUAGCCAAUAUCAGGAAGAUUUCAGGAGCAACAGUAGAGAUUUCUGAAUCCAAAUCUUACCGGGGUGAUCGUAUUGCUUUUAUUUCUGGCACAUCUGAACAAAAGCGCGCAGCUGAAAACUUGAUCCAGGCUUUUAUAAUGGCUGCAUAAGUUUUCAGAGUUAUUUCAGGUGUUUUGGAGGUGAAAAAAUUAAUUCUCAAUGCAUCUAUUCAUUCCCCUUACUCCGUUUACAUUAGGUUGGUCUGGAGAGUAUAUCCUGUAGGGUUCUUUGACUGGACUCCUGACUCUUCCAUAAGUGACUAGCAAGAUUGUGACGAACAACCAUUGCUGGUUUAGUAUCUUGGAGCUGUAGUUCCUUUCUUCGCUUUUUCUUAAUCUUCUCUUCAUCUGUGAUUUGUCUUAGAAAUGUAGAAUCUUUUGUCCAUUCAUGCUGUUUUUCCAUUGAUUAGUAUGGAAUCAUCUUAUUAUCGGAGGAACCAUAAAGCGUUGUUUAUGUUGUUGACUUGUUUCUUCUAGUUCAACCUUCUGUUCUCCUUUCUUGCUGAAAUUAUCGGUCCUACUGAUGCAAACAAAAUGCAAGAUUCUCUUGCGAUUUUCUCUUUCCAGUAUCCAUGGUUUGUGAGUUCUUCAGUCAAAAAUAUAGAAGCUGCCUCGCGAAGUUGAAAAUUUGCCGAUCAUUUUCCUCCUCGCUAUUUCUUGUAUCUAAUAAUAAUUCAGUGUAAGUGAAGGCAUUUGAAAACAUGACAAUUUAUUUACUGUUUGAUUUCCAGGCCUCUGGUCAGCUUGUUACCACACCAAUGGCACUUUAUUAUAUGCCUGUAAUCUGCAAAACCAGUGGAAUAUAUUUUGUAGAACACGUGUUCUUCCUUUUCACUUCUUGGUUGUCUUGUGAUGGAUUCCACUCACUCGGAAAUGUCUGCUACUGCAUUUUAUUGUAACAGUCCUUCCCCUCUUCCAACGUGGCUCAAAAUGAUUUUAUUGGAUCUCCUAAAUCAUGUUAACAUGAUAUCUAUAUCUGCUACCUGCAGCAUAUACAUUAUCCUGAUUGCAACUUAACAUAUAUCUCAUUGAGUCUCCCAAUUCUAUCAAUUUGAAUUCAUGAUUUGAUCUCUACACGUGCUUUAUUUCUGCAACUUAUUUCAACUCAACUUGUAUAGUUGAUAACUGAAUUUUGGUAACCAAGAUAUUAAACUGAUCCAAUUUUUGGGAUUUUCCCAAAUGAAAAUUAAAGUUGUUGGUAUUGGUUAGGCAUCACCUCUUCAGACCUUUCUCUUUGACUAAUGUGACUAGUGGGUUAAGAUUACGUGAUCCUAUCAUAUCAGCAUUUAACUCAUAGCUGUAUCCCCAUCUUUUGCUGGAAAAACAUCCAAAUUAACUGUUGCCAUGCAUUUAAUAUCAUUCCGACAGCAUCUAUGUUCUUACCUUUCUUCCCAUGCCAUUUGUGACUGACCCCUCAAGGUUUCUUUGAUGGCUUAAGUAUGUAUUUAAUCUCUGCCAAUAUGUCUCACUCCGGUUUUAGAUUCUAAUAAAUAACAAAAUAUGUUAGAUAUACUCAAAAAUUCAGAAUAUAUUGUUUUAAGUCCCGUUUGGAUAAAUACUUUAAGAUGAGUGUUAACAACAUACUCUCUAACACACAUUUUCAACGCAUUCACUUCUAUUGGUUGAAAUUUACAUGGGUCCCACUAAAUUGUGUGGGUUUCAUUUAAAAUUGUUGGGAUUCAUGUGAAUUUUAUCCAAUAAUAGUGUAUUGAAAAAUAUGUAUUGAAGAAUGUGUUAGCAUUAUUUAUACCUAAAUUCAACGCUUACAACAUAAGUGUUUAUCAUAUAAGUGCAUAAGCUAUUUUUCUACAACAAAAGAUAAAAUAAAGUCAAACCGUUUCCAUUUAAACUAUAAGGUGAUUUUAUAAGCUAUCUUAGAAAGCAUGUGAAAUUUAGCUGAAAACAACUUAUAAACAUUAUUGUAAGAUGUCUCCAUAAGUUUUCCCAAACAGUUUUGCAAGUGUUUAUGUCAGUAGAUAAGUUCAAAUAAGUUAAAUCAAACAGUCCUUUAGUCUCUGCUGAUAAUCUAUAUCUAUUUUAGUCUCCUCUUUAACAAAUAUUUUCAUAUCAUGAAACCUUUCCACUAUAAUCCUCGCUCAAUCACAACUUCACUCUCUCCCAAUUCAAUCAAUGGUUUUGUCCUUUAUCUAUUCCAUAGUCGGGAGCUUGACCUAGUCAAACACCUUUUCUCACAAUUCUCAUUCAUCAAGGUCUCGAGCAAUAGCCAAACCACUUUAAAUUCACAUUGGCACUCUUAAAUAUCACAUAAGUAGAAUGAUUCGCGAACACCUAACAUUGACACUCCUAAAUAUCACAUAAGUAGAAUGAUUCGCGAACACCUAAUAUUGACACUCCUAAAUAUCACAUAAGUAGAACGAUUCGCAAACACAUACCUAGAUGGAAACUAACUAUGACACCCUCAAAUGACUUGAAGUCUAAAUAGCAUAACCCAAGGUCUUAUUGAGGUUCCCAUUUGAAGCUAUGUUGUCACAAUUCAACUUUAAAAUAAUCAGACCUAAAUUCAAAUUGUUUGGGGAGGACUUGUCUACCAUCAACUUCUCUCGACAUUUUGCUUCAUCUUUGACAAUGAGUUUUGAUCCUCGAUUAUGAGUUUUGUUUAAAUCCUUCAUUUUUUUUUUUUUGAAACAGUUGAUUUUCAUCUUUGUCAAAAUUUGUUUUCUUUGAGAUUAUGGCAUAGCAAAUCAAAUGCCACGUGAGCAAUGAUACAUGACAUCAACGUGAAAACAAAGAGACAUUAAGCCAAUGUUUGGUCUUGCUGCCAAGUUACCGGUGACAUGCAUUGAGACAGAAGCUCCGAUACUUAGCUUCAUAAAAUCACAACAUAAAUGGUAUUAGUACACGAUAUUAGUUAUUUGGACGCAUAACCAAACAUGAUGCAAGCCUUCUUUCUAUAAUGUGCUACGAUCAACUAGAUAAAAUGAGGGUUAGUGUUGAGAAUUUGGCCUUCCUGACUGACUAAGCUAGUCAUAUAUUCUCUUGGAUGCCCUUUCUAGUUUGAUAAGCCUACGUUGACAAAAAAGUCUCCGUAGAGUCUCACUUCAGGUUAACUAUACAUAGAUGAUUAAGAUUAGAAGAAAAAGUUGUGACUUUUUAAAUAAUCAUGUGUUAUUUACCUAACUCUUAAUCAUAAAGUAUGAUUAUAUGAUCAAAAUUUAACUAUCACACUCUCUCGUUCUCAUUGUAAAGUUCAUUUCAUUUGAUAUACUCCCUAUAUAUAUAUAUAUAUACUUGGAUAAACCCCCUACUUUCUCGGUUCUUAUAAAUUUUCCAACCAUUCAAUUCUCUUCUAUUUUUCCGUAUAUACAUUUCCCCUAACUCUUUGAUUCUUUUCCGUCAUUCUUUGUAAGGAUGACUAGUUUUAGUUUGGUCCAUAGGCAACCAUUUUUAUUAAUGGGUGUUAUUAGUUGGAUCAUGCUAACAAGUGUCUUAAUGACACUUAAGGUUGAGUGUAAAAUCUCCUUUUUUCACAAUUUCAAAGUUUAGAACACAGUUUUCAAUACUUUUGAGUUUAGCAUUUCCCUUAUUAGUUGCAUACGUUGAUGAUGUCAUCUGCGCUAAGUAUUCGGGUUUGUCUCGGAGAUUGAUUAAUCUGUCAACUAUUUCAUGUUUAGGUGUAUGAUUCAUUGAGGAUUAGAAUUGUAUUAAAACUUUAAUUUCGGAAACCUUGUUAA